Messenger RNA from Eutrema salsugineum, 1118 nucleotides. RefSeq names its product SPX domain-containing protein 2. The transcript is spliced from 3 exons. NCBI's taxonomy places the organism in Eukaryota, Viridiplantae, Streptophyta, Magnoliopsida, Brassicales, Brassicaceae. The record is from RefSeq and is a predicted model, not a curated record. Gene Ontology annotation, biological process: cellular response to phosphate starvation. Bases 53 to 973 code for a protein of 306 amino acids.
GGAUAUUCCAUAAACAAAACCACGAAUAUUCGGCAAUAAAUAAAAACAAUAUAUGAGCCACGAGCAGGCCUCACCUAUUUUUUCCAGUUUUGAUUCUCCCUCGUUCGCCAUGAAAUUCGGCAAGAGCCUUAGCAACCAGAUCGAAGAAACCUUGCCUGAAUGGCAAGACAAGUUUCUCUCCUACAAGGAGCUCAAGAAGAAGCUCAAGCUCAUGGAGCCUAGAGGCGGCGAGAGUCGCCCAAACAAACGUUCGAGAUCCGACCCGAAUCCUGUCGACGCAGAUCCAACGGAAGGUAUGACGAAAGAGGAGCUCGAUUUCAUUCGCCUUCUCGAGGAUGAGCUUGAGAAAUUCAAUUCUUUCUUCGUCGAGAAAGAGGAAGAAUACAUCAUCAGAUUGAAGGAAUUGAAGGACCAAGUGACAAAGGCAAAGAAUUCAAAUGAAGAGAUGAUUAAUAUAAAGAAAGAGAUUGUAGACUUUCAUGGAGAAAUGGUGCUGUUGAUGAAUUAUAGUGCUCUUAACUAUACAGGAUUAGCAAAGAUUCUCAAAAAGUACGACAAAAGAACCGGUGCUCUUAUCAGACUACCAUUCAUCCAAAAGGUUUUGCAAGAACCUUUCUUCACGACCGACCUGCUCAACACAUUUGUGAAAGAGUGCGAGGCUAUGCUCGACCACCUCUUCCCAUCUAACAAAAGUUGGAAUCUGGAGGAAGGAGGAGAGGCAACAACUUCUGGAACGGUCAAGACAGAAGCGGACGGUUCUGAUGUCCUCAGAGUUCCAAAAGACCUGUCUGAGAUCGAGUACAUGGAGAGCUUGUAUAUGAAGAGCACUGUGUCGGCAUUAAGGGUAUUAAAGGAAAUCCGCAGCGGUAGCUCCACGGUUAGCGUCUUCUCGUUGCCACCAUUACCAGCGAGUGGAUUAGAAGAUGAUUCUUGGAAGACGAAAGUUGGUGUCCUCGAACAAGUAGCCAAAUGAAUUAUGACUUGUUAUAUUAUUAUUUUUGAAUCUUUUUUGUUGGUUUUAAAUAGUUUAUGUACAAGUAAACUUACAAUUGUAAAAGAUGAAACAAAACUUAGAACUGUGAUCGUCUUUCCACAAUCAAAAUUUGGUUCCGUCUACU